Molecule: messenger RNA, 1779 nt
Organism: Ornithodoros turicata
Lineage: Eukaryota; Metazoa; Arthropoda; Arachnida; Ixodida; Argasidae
Exons: 2
Coding region: 311-937 (208 amino acids)
Source: RefSeq, a predicted model, not a curated record
UGCUGUGUCUUCCUUGGCGACGGAACGGACGGACUGACGCCCCGAGGUUGUGGAAACACGGGUUUCCACAACUGGCGCCCAACGUUUGGGGUCACAGUUCGUCCGUUCGACAGCGGGGAAGACGCAGCACGCGUUGUUAAUUUUUCGUUUGGUACGUUUUUUUUUUAUUUUCUUUCAUUCAGGACUCGCCGGUUUGUUUGCGUUCUUUUUCCGGGGUGUCAUUUUUUUUCAGCUAUCGUUUUGUUUCAAGCGUGUUUGAUUUGUUUUGAGUGCUCCAGAGCUCCCACUCGGUGCCCGAGCCCCGGAGCCAAUGCACCAUUCGCCGCCAGGCCGAUACGACCUCCGGAGCGGAAGGAAAGGCCUUGUACUGCAGCGGUCCCGUUCGCAGGAGACGCUGGCAUCGGACACCUCGGUGCCUUCGGAGCCGAAAGGAUCAGCCGAGGACAAAGAGGUACAUGCAGUGCCUCCAUCCCAAGAUAUCACUCUACGUCUUGCUUCCAAUGACGUGAUUCCAGCACAAACUGCAGUUGUGCUCUGGCUUCGCUUUGAUGGGAGACGACGAAAGCAGCUCUUCGUCCACCUUCCUGGGCUGGCAGUGCCCGUUAUCCUGGGCAGGGACUUCAUCAUCCGGCAGAAAUUUGUGCUGGACCUGCCCAAUGGAGGAUACGUCUACCACGGAACGUCACGAUUUUUUCCUUUCGCCGUGCCACAGGACAGCAGUUCAGCUAAGCAAGCUGCAGCAACGUCCGUCGAAACGUCCCCACUCCCGACUGUCUUGGGGUCAUUCCAUGGUGCCGAGGAGGAGCGCCGUCAGCUUGAACAAGUACUGCGGCAAUUUGACGGUGUCUUCACGGAAAAACCCGGUAAGUCGUCUGUGUUACAGCAUGGCAUAGACACGGGUAACGCUAGGCCCAGGCGUUGUAAUCCGAGACCAUAGAGUGUGCAUAAGUGUGCUUUGUUAGACGCUGCUCUUGAUGAAAUGCUCCAAACCGGUGCAGUUCAAACGUCCCAGAGCCCUUGGGCGUUUCCUGUCGUCCUGGCUCCGAAACGUGAUGGUACGGCUAGGUUAUGCGUCGACUACCGUCGACUUAACGCAGUAACUGUACUUUCUUACUUACUUCAGUAACUUUCCGUCCAUCGAGUCUAUUAUGUAUUCCCUGGGCAACGCUACAGUGUUUUCAACGCUUGAUUGUAGUAGACGGUUUCUGCAAAUCCAAGUUGCCCCGGAGGAUGUCCCGAAAACAGCCUUUACCUGUCAUAGGGGUUCGUUUGAGUUUGUACGGAUGCCUUUCGGUGUGUCUAACUCUCCCGCCAGUUUCCAACGGCUAAUGGAUACUGUAUUGGGAGAUGCGAAGUAUAACUUCGCGAUGGCGUACAUGGAUGAUGUCGUAGUGUUUUCCAGAAACUUUCAGGAACACUUGGAACACCUGUCAGUCGUCCAUGCAAGGAUGAAGCUGGCGGGGCUAACCAUCAACCCCCGCAAGGUGCAGCUGGCAUCGCCUAGGAUCAGCCUUCUCGGCUUCAUGGUGGACGGAGGAACCAUCAGUCCUAGCAAUGACAAGCUAAAGGCGAUCAUGGAGUUCCCGGUAACGUAAAAGCCUUGCAGCGUUUCUUGGGUAUGGUUGGUUUCUACAGACAAUUCAUUCCUUAUUGCGCUGAGUUAGCGCAGCCGCUUAACCAGUUGUUGCGCAACGAUACACCCUGGCAGUGGGGAGAGGAGCAAGAACGAUCCUUUCGGGCUCUUUCUCACGCAAUCGCUGAUACGGCCAGGCUAUACUU